Fomitopsis serialis is the source of this 1007-nucleotide messenger RNA. RefSeq lists its product as uncharacterized. NCBI's taxonomy places the organism in Eukaryota, Fungi, Basidiomycota, Agaricomycetes, Polyporales, Fomitopsidaceae. The transcript is spliced from 8 exons. The record is from RefSeq and is a predicted model, not a curated record. The coding region runs from base 120 to 815 and encodes 231 amino acids.
UCGGGUUUGAAGCGUUUAACAGAGAGAUCGUGACUAGGGGGGCUCAGAGGCGUGAUCCAGUUGGAGCGCGAGUUGUGUUGGCAGAGUGCUUAGAAAAUCAACGUUCAAACGUUCAUGCAAUGGUGGACGUCGAGAGCAAAGCAAAACCGUCGCGCACUGGUGAAAAUAGGCCGAGAUUCUUCCGGCCGGCGCCUCCGCUGCUCUCGCUGCUCGAUCACCCACUGCUGCCAGCUACUCACAUAAUCCAGAGGAUCAACAUCCCGAUCAAGCGACACUUACGGCUAGACGCUCCCCAUGACAAGUCCGUAUGCGUGUCACGGGGUCUGUCUUCGUGUUCCAAGAGCUCAACACGGCCGGGCGGUCGGCUCUUCUUUAAGUGCCACGCUGGCUGGCAAUACUGCAACAUGAAACAGGUGGAUCGGAGGGGGAGGGAUAGCGGAAGAAGCAAUGCCGAUAUUGUAGCUUCGUCGGAUUACGGGAGCGAGCUCUGCGACUGUAUGCGUCACGGUUGCUUUAUCUCAGCCGUCUACGUACUGUCCCGCGAUACGAGUGGUAGCGACUCGGAGCAAACACUCCGAGGAGGUAUACCCGACCUCAAAGCGACGUACUCCUCGUCGGGCAGAGUUACCUGUCCCCUUCGUUCCAAUCUCCGCGGCGUUACUACAUUUCCCAUCAACGUCCGGACAGCGGGGUCACCUGCGCGUGACGCGAGCAUUCCAUGUAUCGUCCUGUGCGACGUGCAUGCUGGCGAGGGUUCUCGACACUGCGGAGUUCUAAGAUUCACUGACAUUGAACCUGUGCUCACAACUGCGUGACUCCAACUAUCGGCUCCUGGUUGUGACCGCCGUUCAUCCCGCUUCGAGCGAGAAGGGGCUCGCUCGGCGCAUCCCCAACUACAGGAAUGGACGUAGGAGAUGAUCCAGGGAAGUGGCGGCCGCAUCUCGGUCAAUGUACUCCCGUGACGUACCUCGUGUUGGCUAGGUGCAGUACCAGUCCAAUCGCUCGUU